CGUCUCCUCAAAAUGACUGAAGAACCUCUAUUUGAUCCUUCGUUGAAGAAGAAGAGGAAAAAGGCCGUUGCCUUCACAGAAGAUCCGCUGGGCGCAGAGGCGGACCCCACAACCCCGGCACCAGACACGAUCGACAGCACGACCACCGGCGGCGAUGCGGUCGAUAUGGGACCCACCACAGCUCACGAGCAGAUGAAGCUGAACGGGGAGCCGGAGAAGAAGUCAGAGGACGAUGAAUUCAAGGCCAUGUUCGGCGAUCUCAAGAAGAAGAAGAAAAAGAAGGAGAUUCCGAUGGACUUUGGUGAUGACUCUGGCACCUCCACCCCCACUGCCGCCCCAGCAGCAGCAGCAGCAGCAGAGGACCUCGACUUCUCGGACAUCAAGAAGAAGAAAAAGUCGUCCAAGAAGAAGGCGAACCUCGAAGAGUUCGAGCGCCAGCUGGACGAGUCGCGGUCCAAGGCGAAGGAGGACGGCGACGAGGAGGACGAUGGCCCGGACGGCGAGCGCACGCUCGAUCACCUCGAGGACGCCGAUCUCGGCGACGAUCCGUUCGCGGCGGGUGGUGGCGGCGGCGCGGGGGCCGAGGGCGCGGCAGGCGACGAGCCCUGGCUGAAGAGCGACCGCGAUUACACGUAUCAGGAGCUGCUUACGCGCUUCUACUCGCUCCUGCACGCCGCCAACCCCGCACUCCUCUCCUCAUCCGGCAAGCGGUACACCAUCGCGCCCCCCUCGAUCCACAGAGAAGGGAACAAGAAGACGAUCUUUGCCAACGUCACCGACAUCUGCAAGCGGAUGCACAGACAACCCGAACACGUCAUCCAGUUCCUCUUCGCCGAAAUGGGUACGACGGGCAGCGUCGACGGUGCCGGCCGUCUCGUCAUCAAGGGCCGCUUCCAGCAAAAGCAGAUCGAGAACGUCCUCCGGCGAUACAUCGUCGAGUACGUCACGUGCAAGACGUGCAAGUCGCCCGACACGCUGCUCACGAAGGAGAACCGCAUCUUCUUCAUGUCCUGCGAGUCCUGUGGCUCUCGCCGCUCGGUCAACCCGAUCAAGAGCGGUUUCCAGGCGCAGGUCGGCAGGCGUAGCAAGAACAAGACGGGUUAGUCGGAGGAUACGUGGCCGUACGGAUGUCCCGCUGUAUCAUAUCCAAACAUAUGUAGCAAUCACUCACGAAUCAUGCGCUGCUCGACACAUCUGCCAGCGCGUUA
Messenger RNA from Schizophyllum commune H4-8, 1208 nucleotides. RefSeq lists its product as uncharacterized. Gene Ontology annotation, molecular function: translation initiation factor activity; translation initiation factor binding; mRNA binding. The coding region runs from base 13 to 1104 and encodes 363 amino acids. Gene Ontology annotation, cellular component: eukaryotic translation initiation factor 2 complex. Lineage: Eukaryota; Fungi; Basidiomycota; Agaricomycetes; Agaricales; Schizophyllaceae. The transcript is spliced from 4 exons. The record is from RefSeq and is a predicted model, not a curated record. Gene Ontology annotation, biological process: formation of cytoplasmic translation initiation complex; formation of translation preinitiation complex; translational initiation.